Symsagittifera roscoffensis is the source of this 1543-nucleotide messenger RNA. RefSeq names its product alpha-N-acetylgalactosaminidase-like. Gene Ontology annotation, molecular function: alpha-galactosidase activity. The coding region runs from base 131 to 1414 and encodes 427 amino acids. Gene Ontology annotation, biological process: oligosaccharide metabolic process; glycoside catabolic process. NCBI's taxonomy places the organism in Eukaryota, Metazoa, Xenacoelomorpha, Acoela, Convolutidae. The record is from RefSeq and is a predicted model, not a curated record. Gene Ontology annotation, cellular component: cytoplasm. The transcript has 4 exons.
GCGAGUUGCGAGUUGAAAUCACUGACUAAACACAAACUAGAGGUAUACGAUCUGAUUCUGAAGUCAACUUCAAUCAAGUAACCAUUUCUUGAAGGAACUUAUUUUGAGCUGAUAGCACAUAUUGAGCAAAAUGAGAGGUGGAAUUAUCAUUGUCUGUUUGGCAGUUUAUGUGCAGUAUGGGUUGGGUGAAAAUAAUGGACUUGGGUUGACUCCAGUCAUGGGUUUCAUGAACUGGGAAAGGUUCAGGUGCCAAACAGACUGUGUUAAUUUUCCUGAUGAGUGUGUGAACGAAGAGCUGUUUAUGACGAUGGCUGAUGCUAUGGUCACUUUCGGCUUGAAGGACGCCGGGUACAAGUAUCUCUCAAUAGACGACUGUUGGCUGAUGAAAAACAGAAGUGCGGAUGGUCAGCUGGUCGCUGAUACGAAUCGCUUUCCGAGUGGAAUGAAGGCACUGGCUGAUUACAUGCAUAAACGGGGGCUGAAGUUGGGUAUUUACGAGGAUGUCGGAUCCUCAACAUGUGCUGGCUACCCAGGAAGCGAAGGGUAUGAACAAGUUGACGCACAAACGUUCGCCUCUUGGGACCUGGACAUGCUCAAGUUCGACGGGUGCAACAUUGAAUUAGAAGACGCCCCCGCUGGCUACAAGAAGAUGGGAAAAUCUCUAAUUGAAACCGGAAGAGAUAUUUUGUACAUAUGUGAGUGGCCAGAUUAUGACCAGAAUGCCAGUUAUGCAGAAGUGGCCAUGACGUGUAAUCAGUUCAGAAACUACCAUGACGUGGACGACAGCUGGGAUAGCGUGUUCGAUAUUAUAAACCACUACGCCGCUAAUCAGGAGAAAUUUUCCAACUACAGUGGACCUGGACAUUUCCUAGACCCCGACCAACUAAUUGUGGGAAACCCUGGAACCUCGUUUGGCCAACAGAAGAUCCAGAUGUCCAUGUGGUGUAUGUGGAGUGCCCCUCUGCUCGUAUCUUCCGACCUCCGGUCCAUAGACGAUGCAUCACUUAGUCUCUUACUCAAUCGAUACCUGAUCCGAAUAAAUCAGGAUCCUCUAGGGUUAAUGGCUACACGAGUCAUCACUGAAUCGAAUAACGAAACUCAAGUUUGGCUCAAAGUUCUUGGCGAUGAUUCAUUUGGAAAGUACGCAAUCUGCAAUUUUCACGCCAAAUCUGACGAUCAAACAGUUCUGUUGGGGUAUUCUCUAAAGACACUCGGAGUUCAUGAGCCUCCAAAAGGUGUAGGAUUUAGUUUAACAGAUGCGUUCACUGGGAAAAGGUUGAGUUUUGGUCCCAUACUUUGGCAAACCCAGAUUAGCGUAUAUGUUCCAGCGUUUGAUGCGAUUGUUUGGAUUGUGCGGUUUGAAGAUAUUCAAGGCGCUGCAUCACCCGAAAAAGUAGUUAUUAGGAAUGCCUAAUUAGUUAGAAGAAGACUAUGCUAAGAAGAUUAACUAAAUUAAAUAGAUAAACUAGAUGAACUCUUUGAAUUCACAAAAGUUUGACGGUGAUUGACAAUGAAAAAAAAACAAGUUAGCUGUUUUGAACCA